Molecule: messenger RNA, 6347 nt
Organism: Gigantopelta aegis
Lineage: Eukaryota; Metazoa; Mollusca; Gastropoda; Neomphalida; Peltospiridae
Product: G2/mitotic-specific cyclin-B3-like
Exons: 10
Coding region: 235-1584 (449 amino acids)
Biological process (GO): mitotic cell cycle phase transition; regulation of cyclin-dependent protein serine/threonine kinase activity
Cellular component (GO): cyclin-dependent protein kinase holoenzyme complex; centrosome; nucleus
Molecular function (GO): cyclin-dependent protein serine/threonine kinase regulator activity
Source: RefSeq, a predicted model, not a curated record
UUUAAAAGCGCUGAGGAGUGAUCAUGUUUAUGUCUUGCUGUAAAUUUCUUUGUUUACAUAAUAUUUACCGAUAUUUCAUCACAGAUACAUUUAAAUCGACGCCAGACGAGAAGUGAUUCAAUAUUUACAGAAUAUCUGUAUCUUACAAUCGGUUUUAUUACUUGCAUAUUUUAUUUUUAGAUGAGGAUUGUUAGUUCAUAAACCAAAACUCGGAAAAGGCGUUUCAAAUGUUCUAUGUUAAUGAAUUUUACUCGAACAUCCAAGAUGAAUAGAAAACCAAGUACGAAAACCAAAUCAGAUGGUGGAAAGAAAUCCAAGACAGGUGGAAAGAUUAACUCUGAUGUCAGUGAAGUGAUGUCACUUGGAGGGAAACGUCAAGGCGACCUACUUCUGGAGCAGCUACAGAAAAGAGCAGCAUUUGGUGACAUCACAAAUGCUCUCAAAGACAAUGUGAACAAUAUUGGUGUAAAGAAAUCUCAGCUGUCGAAGAAUGCCAAACCCUUGCACCAGAAGACCAAAGCCAAGGAGAAUGUUAAGGAAACAAAAUAUAUAGCUGUUGACGAUGAAGACGAUGACGACGACGAUGACGACGAUGAAUUUAAACUGUCUCAAGAAGUGUUGUCGUCACAAGAGCUAGAGACACAUCAGGAUCUUGGUCUAUCGUUAGAAUUUGAACCCAUCAGUAAUGUUCAGGAUAGUGACCUUUCCAGUGAUUCCAUCAAGCAGGACCAAACAGUGUCUGAGGAGGAAGAUUUGUUGUGUCGUGAAGAUGAAAUUGAUGACAUUGAUGUAGAAAACCUUGGAGAUCCAGUCCAAGUCAGCUUCUAUGCCAAAGACAUCUUUAACUACUACAAAGAGAGAGAGGUGAAGUUCCGCAUUAAGAAGUACAUGUCUCAGCAGCCCCACCUGACGUCGAACAUGCGCUCAAUUCUCGUCGACUGGCUGGUCGAAGUGCAGGAGAACUUUGAACUCAACCACGAGACGCUGUACCUGGCCGUGAAGCUAGUGGACACCUUCCUCUCCAUACAGCAGGUCCCCAAGGAAAACCUCCAGCUCAUUGGAGCCGUGUCCUUAUUUAUCUCAUGCAAGUUCGACGAGCGGUGUCCCCCGCUGAUUGAAGAUUUCCUCUACAUAUGUGAUGACGCCUACAACCGGCGGGCAUUUAUUCGUAUGGAGAUCAACAUCUUGAAAACAGUCGGGUUUGACCUCGGGAUGCCCCUGUCGUACAGAUUCUUGAGGAGAUACGCCAAGUGCGGCAGAGCGUCAAUGGAGACACUCACCCUGGCUCGCUUUCUUCUCGAGAUGUCACUGAUGGACAUGAAGUUCAUCGAGAUUCCCGAAUCUAAGAUGGCUGCUGCAGCUCUUCACUUGGCACUGAGAAUGAAGAAGGAGAAACAGUGGAGUCGAACACUGGAGUAUUUCACUGGCUAUAAAGAGGCUGACCUCAAAGAUGUCACCAAGCUGUUGAAUCAGAUGAAUACAGCCCCACAGUCGAAACCACUGACAACAAUCCGGUCGAAAUACUCUCACAAAGUGUUCUAUGAAGUAACCAAAAUCCCAGCACUGAGUGAGAAAGAUUUAUAGAAGACUGCGUGUGAUGAACAGAGUGCCGUGAACGAGAGAAAGAAGUAAUCAUAUACAGAGAAGAAAGCUAUUUAUUAACAAGAGUUAACAAAUGCUGGAACAUUUGACCCGGCCCGACCUAAACACUGACAGUGGUGACACACCUGAAGAUUUGUGUGUGUGAUAACGUAGUUACGCAAGCUGAAGAGUCGUUUAACAAUGACUGGCAGGCACAAAAAGUAGUAGAUGGCCUUGCACUACAUUAUUUAUGCGCAGAUGACAUUGAAUGGCAAGCCCUUCAGAAGCGAAAGACUGGAGUAUUGGAUGCAGGGUUUAUAAAACUAUGUCACAGAAAUAGUGAUGUACAAUGAGGAAAGAGAAAGUUGUUAUGUCUGUUGAUAGGUUGUUGUACAACCACCUCACGAAGAAGGAUAUGUGGUUGUGAUGUGCUUGGUGUAGUCUUAGCGAGGUUCACACAAGUGAAUGAGACGGUCUUGUACAUUUUCAAAUCCUCGGACGGGGCGGGAUGAGGGUUGUGGGAGGAGCUGAUAUUUUUAGUAUUAAUUUGUAAAGAAAAGUUUUAUAUAACUUACACAAUAGUGUGUGUGGACACUGUUAAGCAAUACUGCCAUGAGCUGGCAAAAAGGUUAUAUGUAACUAACAUUAAAAUAAAUAUAGGUUCAGGGCAUAAAGGUACCACAGUUCUUCCAGUUUGUGAAAGUCUUUUUAACACAUCACUCUUCGACAUAAAGAUCUUACAUGUAUUUAACAAACGGCAUGAGUCAGUAUCUUUUUUGUGUUGACAACUUCCACUCCACCUUCGCUUCUAAAAUUUAUGGGCUGAAUUUAUGAAGCCUGUUUUUCUUAAACGCAGGUGUUUAAGCAUAGUAUAUGUAGGUAGUUCAGGAGUGGGAAUUCUCCUCGGAUCAGCUGUUUUUAUCUCGUGGAACAUUGCGUUUCCUCACAUUUUAAUCAUCCUUUUCUCCAAAAUGUGUCAGAUGACACAGAUUUUAACCUAGGAUUUCAAGAAUUUCCGGGACCCCUCUAGAUUUCCUCUUCUCUUCUUUUUUUUACAGUCCACCAAUUCCUAGCCCUGGUAGUUACACACAUAUAAGUCCACCAAUUCCUACCCCUGGUAGUUACACACAUAUAAGUCCACCAAUUCCUACCCCUGGUAGUUACACACAUAUAAGUCCACCAAUUCCUAGCCCUGGUAGUUACACACAUAUAAGUCCACCAAUUCCUACCCCUGGUAGUUACACACAUAUAAGUCCACCAAUUCCUACCCCUGGUAGUUACACACAUAUAAGUCCACCAAUUCCUACUCCUGGUAGUUACACACAUAUAAGUCUAAAAGAGGCUUUGUAAAUUUGGCCCAAUAUGUUUCUGGGACAGUCAGCCUUGGUGAUGAUAAAAUAAGUUUCAUCUUUUACUAAACUACCUCAGAAAAAAAUGCUGAUGUGGCUGUUACUUUCUUUUGUCAGAUCAAGGCAGAAAAGGUUAUAAAUAUUUACAGUGUAAGCUGCCAAAUAUAUCUUUAUGUAUGACUGGCUGCAUUUAGCUCUACAUGCAGCUAGAUCAAGUAUGUUGUUUCAUUGUAGCAUUUUGCCUUUCAUACUUAAAUUAGUGGUCAUAAUAGCCAUAGUAUUAAAAACUCAGUCUUCAUGGCAAACAUUUUAUACUGAUUUUUAAUGAGUUAGGAUAAAAUGGUGUUAAAUAAGAAGUAACUUUUAAAGAUUCAUCUUAAAUUUUUAUUAUUCUUAUUGUGGUGUCUAAAUAUAUUUUCACUAAAUUAGGAUUCAGAUUUCAGUCAGUUAAUUUGUCGGACAAUUUGAAACUGUAGUGAUGCAUUUAUUGACAGUAUUCUGUCGGCUAAGAAUAAACAGUAGUCUUUAGCACAUCUAGAACUUGUAAUACCCAUGACCCAAAGAACACAUUUAUUUGUAAUUACUCAUGGGCCAGUCUAUGAUUUCUAGGAGAUAGGGUUGAGAGGGAUCAAUAAUUAUGAAACGGGACUUCUUAACACCAUAGAUUUGUCGGGUCAGUGAAAGGUAAUUUCACUGUUAGUCUAAGUAUGUUUAAACAGAAUGUUGUAAAUGUCAGUGCCUUAGUGUCAGUUUCACUCACAUACACGCAUGCAUGUGCGCACGCGCGCACGCACAAAUACACACCUGCUAUAUCCUCUCUAACAUGGGGACCAGUGAUGCUGGUCACAUGCAGAGUAUACAUCGUUAUCAUCUAUAGCCAUGACAUCAGAAUAUUUUGUGUCACUAAGCUAUCCUUGUAAUACCAAUAAUGUGUGAUCUGAAAAAGACAGAUCUCACCAGCCACAGUGGUGUAGUGGUGAAGCCAUCACACUUAAAGACUGGUAGGUACUGGGUUGGCAUCCCAGUAUCGGCUUCCAUCCAAAGCGAGUUUUAGUAAUAACGACUCAGUGGGUAGGUGUAGGACCACUAACCGACUUCUCGCCCACUGUCCUGGACAGACAUCUCAGAUAGCGGAGAUGUGUGCCCAGGACAGCAUGCUUGAUCCUUAAUUGGAUAUAAGCACAAAUAUAAGUAUAAACAACCUAAGACUUAAAUCCACACCUGUCGCUUGUAAAAUAAUUUGAAUGUACAUGUAACACCAGUCACUGAGAGAGUUAUUGUUAUAUUUUUAUAUGGACGUGUAUUAAGUGCAGCAAAACUGUUGUGCAUUAUUAUUCCAUCAUAAAUGUGGAAUAACUCAACAUCAAUCUUAUUCAGUAUUUUCACAUCACUGUCACAAAACUACUGACAAAAUAAUUCACUGAUAUAACAUUUAAUUUUAAGAAUUUAACUUUAUUAUUUUUAAAAAUUUUUUUUAUAUGAAAAGGACUUUUAAAAUUUAAUACAUAUUUUAAAGUGUCUAGAAUCAUGUGCAUUUCCACCAAUAAUUGCUUCUCAAAUGAAAUAUUUUACAAGAAAGGACUUAUAACAUUACAUGAACAGAACUGAACAUAGGUUGGGUUUUUUUAAUCAUUUAAUACUGAAAAGGAAAUCACAACAUUUUAAAUGACCUUUUAUCCAAACAAUUUUUCUAUUUUUAAAACCUUUUUUAGUAAAAAAAACAAAACAAAAAAAGAAGAAAAAGUUUCCAUAAAUAUAUAACAGGUAUGAACACAAGGUGUUAGGUAUUUUUAACAUCAAUGUAAAUAUGAUUGAAUACGUAAACAAAUUUACAAAAUAAUAAUGAGAAAAGCCCAAAAAAGUACCCAAACUAAAAUUUGAUUAAAAACACAGCUUAGUGAUGAUUAAAUGAUGGUAUGUUUUUCUUUAUAAAAGAUAUGUUACAAACGUGCACUUUGACAUAUAAUCUAGAUUUUGUACACUAAUUUUAUUUUAAUAUACUGAAGCUGAUGUGUUUUAUAGUCACAGCUACAUGUAUAGUAUAACCUAGCAAAUGUUGAUCACUUUUACAAAUGUUUUACGGUACGGUAUUUUAAAGGAGUAGCAUAAUAAAAAAACCCAUAACAAUUUGUUUAUUUUUACUGCAGAAAAAUAACAUCAAAUAAAAUAGUGACUGCUGUGUAUUAUAGUUAAUACAAUAGUUAGUACCAUCGUACAACUAGUACAUUAUGUGACAUCCAUAUUUACCAUCGGACUAUACAUAAAGCUUCAUUUUUCUUCUAUCAUUUUUCUUCUUCUUCUUCUUCUUCUUCUUCUUCUGCCUCUUUUUCUGUCUGGUCUGUCCAGCAUACUAGUAGUUGAUUCAUGUUCUCAGUAAAACAAGUUUUUCAUUGUCAUUUUUCUACUUUUCUAAAUUCUUGCAUGUUGACAAGUGACGGCUGCUAAAUAAAGUAUAUUUGAUAUGUGCCUCUCAUUGGUCAUCAGCCUGUUAUUUGUUAACACUGCUUUAGUGUCUGUUAUGUGCAAAUUUUUUCUUAUAAAUCACCAACUUAGGCCUAAAAAAAGAUAUUUGUGUGUUUCCGUUUCCUAACCUACCCUAAUUUUAUGUAGCGACCUUGAAAUGUUUUGAAGGGGGGGGGGGGGGGGGGGGGGGGGAGUAAUUAAUUUUUUUUUAAAUCAUGAUCGUUGCAGUCAGCCACACCUUGGCUGCUUACAGUUUCUCGGUUUGAUUUGAUGGGUUUUUUUUAAAAAAAGGUCCGACUUACCUACCCUAUUUUUGUUUUUUAGGAUGAAACCUGAAACACAUAAAAAAAUGUUUAGGCCUUAUCAGUCUAGUAAACCAAAUUUUAUCCAACAGAUUUACACCUUUUAAAAAAAAAUAUAUAUAUUUUUCAUUUUAUUUUUGAAAGCGGUAGUCUUUGGAGACCAGUUUCCAAAAUGUUUAGCACAGCUGCUGGCAAUGCCAUGCAUGAUAACGUAUGGAAAAAAAAAGUGUUCAAAAAGAACCUUGUUUUAUAAAAGACAAUGUCAUUGACAGUAUGGUCAUCUAUUAUACCAGACAAAUAUUUACAUGUCUCAGAUUUCUAGUCUUGUUACAAUUUUUUAAAGUUUUAGAGAGCUUAGUUUUAACACAAAAUCAAGAUACCUUAACUAUAAAUUCACUUUUAGAUGUACAUACCAUUAUAUAAUUUAAGCAAGAGAAAUUCCCAAUAUAAGAAUUAUUUUGAAAAAAAAAAGAAGAAAAAAGGGUAAAAUAUAUAUCUUAUACAUUUAGACUACCACAGUGCACUCUGAACAAGUAUAAGAUACUUGGUUUAUUUUGAAUGUUACACAUAAUUCCUCUUACCAUUUCAAUUUUACAUGUUUUGUAUAUGUCUUGUGUACAUGUACAUUUAUGAUAAUAAAUUCUAAUAAUUG